AUGACGACCCUUCAAACCGUCCCGACUUCUUUUGUGUCCAUCAAUGGACUGAGGAUCGCUUAUAGGCGUUUCGGAGCAGGCAGUCCAUUGCCUUUGGUCUAUGUCAACCAUCUUCGUGGUAGCAUGGAUACACUCGAUCCGCUUCUGUUUAAUAGCAUUGCCAAAGGCCGUGAAGUCAUUGUCUACGACAGUGCUGGCAUCGGACACAGCGAGGGAACUGUGCCGGAUUCCAUUUCUGAGAUGGCCGACGUGGUUGUCAACCUGCUCGCCACGCUUGAUAUUCCAAAGGCCGAUUUCAUCGGCUUCUCCAUGGGCGGUGGCAUUGUACAGUACCUCGGAUAUACGUACCCUCAACUUGUCAACAAACUGAUCCUGGCCGGCACUCAACCUGGAAUCGGUGAAGGUGUGACUUUGCCCCCGCGGGAGGUACUGGAAAGUGCUGGAGCAAACAUAGAGGAGCCACCAACCGAGGAUGGUAUGAUGUACCUUUUCUUCAACUCCUCCGAGACCAGCCUUUCCCUCGGUCAUGCAUGGUGGAAGCGAAUCCACGAGCGAAACAUUGAAGGUGAACCGCGGAAGGCAUAUCUUACCGGAACCGGGACUCAGUCGCAGCUUGCUGCGAUCUUCAAAUUCACCACUGAUACUCGCAACUUCGAUCUUUUGGCAGAAAUCAAGGCCCCGGUUCUUGUCACCAACGGCCAUACAGACAUUAUGUCGCCCACUGCAAACAGUUUCGUGUUGCAGCAGAAGCUCCCCAAUGCCCAGCUGCAUCUUUACGCUGACGCAGGGCACGGGCAUCUCUUCCAGGUGCCUGAGCUUUACGGGAAGCAGAUUGAGCUGUUUUUGAAUAACUGA
This is a messenger RNA of Penicillium cosmopolitanum, 855 nucleotides long. Its product is annotated as alpha/beta fold hydrolase. Bases 1 to 855 code for a protein of 284 amino acids. The transcript has a single exon. The record is from RefSeq and is a predicted model, not a curated record. Lineage: Eukaryota; Fungi; Ascomycota; Eurotiomycetes; Eurotiales; Aspergillaceae.